CCAUCCCCAAGCCUCCCUGGAGGCAGGUAUCUCGCUGCUGAUUUGUCUCUUUAUUCCUUGCCUCAUUCUUAAGGGGCGGGGAGGGGGACCCAGAAGCAAUUAACUCCGCUUUUUUAUUUUGUUACCUUUCAUGUCAAAGAACUUUUGUUAGGCGGUUAUUCCCACGCAUGCAGGGUUGCAAACUGCAGGAGAUGGCCAGUGCCCAGGAGAUGUAAGAAGCCUGGGAGAAUCCCACCCUGGGAGUGGUACUUGCUUUGUGUGUGUGUGUGUGUAGCCUCCCACUCCAGUUGUCUUUUUUUUUUUUGAAUGCUGUGCAGUGAUUCUGUGAAAUGCUUUUUUGGUUAAAAGAAGAAGAAAUGUCACAUCAGGAGCUAACCCAGCGACUGGCUACAGUCAUCACUCAUGUGGAUGAAAUCAUGCAGCAGGAGAUAAGGCCGUUGGUUGCAGUGGAUAUAAUUGAGCAGCUCCACAGGCAAUUUGCCAUCCUGUCAGGAGGCAGAGGGAAGGAUGGGGCACCCAUUAUAACUUUCCCAGAGUAUGCAGGGUUCAGCGAUAUACCCGACGAGGAUUUUCUGAACGUUGUGACGUAUUUAACCAGCAUUCCCAGUCUGGAGGCUGCCAGCAUUGGAUUCAUCAUCGUUAUAGACCGACGACGGGACAAAUGGAGUGCGGUAAAGGCAUCCCUGACACGGAUAGCUGGAGCUUUUCCAGGGAACCUGCAGCUGGUCUUCGUCCUGCGGCCCUCCCGCUUUAUUCACAGGACAAUCGCUGACAUCGGCAUUAAACUCUAUCGAGAUGACUUUAAAAUGAAGGUACCGAUCAUCAUGUUAAAUUCUGUUUCGGAUCUACAUGGCUAUAUUGACAAAAGUCAGCUAACCCGGGAGUUAGAGGGAACCCUGGAGUAUGGCCACAGUCAAUGGAUACACCAUCGAACUGCCAUUGAGAACUUUGCCAUGACAGUGAAAACGACAGCACAGAUGCUACAGACCUUUGGAACGGACCUGGCAGAGACUGAGCUUCCCAACGAUGUGCAGUGCACAGAGGAACUCCUCUCCUCCCACACAGAGCACCACAACAAGCUGAAGGAUGAGCUGAAACUAGCUGUGAAGCAGGGGGCCACGCUACUGACGUGUAUUAGAGAGCCAGUCACGCGGAGCUCCACUAGCAAACUCAGUCCAGACGAGCUAGAAAAUGUAGCGACGGUGGAAAGGUUAUUGGCUCAGUUGGAUGAAACAGAAAAGGCUUUUGAUCAAUUUUGGUCCAAACAUCACCUAAAACUGGAACAGUGCCUUCAGCUAAGACACUUUGAACAUGAUUUCAGAGAGGUAAAACUGGAACUGGAUAAUCUGAUGGACGCGCAGGCUGGUUUCACAGAUAUUGGGGACAGCGUGACUCGAGUGGAGCACCUCCUAAAGGAACGGAAACAACUGGAAGAGAAAGGACAGGGACCUUUGGAAAAGGCCCAGUCACUAGCUCUGCAUGGAGACCAGCUCAUCCAAAACAACCAUUAUGCAGUCGACUCCAUUAGGCCAAAAUGUGUUGAACUCAGGCGUAUCUGCGAUGACUUUACCAAUGAGACCAAGAAGAAAUAUGAUAUUUUGGGAAAGUCCCUUGAGCUGCAUAAGCAGUUAGACAAGGCCAGGCAAUGGUGUGACGCUGGAAUCUACCUCUUAGCUUCUCAAGCUGUGGACAAGUGCCAGUCACAAGAAGGAGCUGAAACUGCGCUGUGUGACAUAGAGAAAUUCCUGGGAACCGCUAAGGAACACCAGUUGUCUAACCCUAAGGAAUUCUACAACCAGUUCAACAUGAUUCUAACCGCUGAAAUAAAGGCCAAUGUCCAAAAAGUUCUACAAAAACUAGAAGACGUGCAAGAAAUGUUUGACAAGAGGCAAGUGAGUUUGAAGAAGCUGGCAGCCAAGCAGACUCGGCCGGUACAACCUGUCGCCCCGCAUCCUGAAUCCUCCCCCAAGCGAGCAUCACCCAAGAGCACUAGACCAGCACCAUUAACUACCAAUAGGAGAUCAGCAGAAAUUCCCUGUCCACCAAAGUCCAUCUCUGAGGUAGAAUUAUCAAAAAAGAAAAGUAUUAAGAAGACUAAAGGCGGAAUUAAGAUUGAAGUGAUGCAUGAAGCCAGUCAAGGUGGGUCCAGCAGAGUCUUGGUGAUGAGUGAAAGCGAGGAGAAUCUUUCCACUAGGAGGAGCCACAUAAUAAAUGAACUGAUAGAAACAGAGCGGGUUUAUGUAGAAGAACUUCAAAGUAUAAUAGAGGGCUAUGCUUCAGAAAUGGACAAUCCUGACUUAAUUCAUCUGAUCCCAUCGGCUCUUCAGAACAAAAAGGAAGUUCUUUUUGGCAACCUCCCAGAAAUCUACGAAUUCCACAACAGAAUUUUCCUUAAGGAGCUGGAAAAUUGCAUUGAGAACCCUGAGCUUCUCGGUCGGUGCUUUUUAAAAAGAAAAGAGGACCUCCAAGUAUAUGAAAAAUACUGUCAGAACAAGCUAAGAUCUGAAGCCCUCUGGAGACAAUGUGGAGAUAGCCUCUUCUUUCAGGAAUGCCAGCAUAAACUGGAUCAUAAACUCUCACUAGAUUCUUAUCUCUUAAAGCCAGUCCAGAGGAUCACAAAGUACCAGUUGCUUUUGAAGGAAAUGCUGAAAUGCAGCAAGAAUUCUGAAGGCACCGCUGAAUUGGAAGAGGCACUGGCCACAAUGCUUGAUAUCAUCAAGUCAGUGAAUGAUUCCAUGCACCAAAUAGCCAUCACGGGAUAUGAGGGAGACGUGCAUGAGCUUGGCAAGCUGCUGAUGCAGGGCUCCUUCAAUGUCUGGACUGAUCACAAGAAGGGCCAUAGCAAGGUGAAGGACUUGGCUAGGUUCAAACCGAUGCAGAGGCACCUCUUUCUCUACACAAAGAUCCUGCUCUUCUGCAAGAAACGGGAUGAAAACACGGACGGCCAUGAGAAGUCUCCUUCAUACAGCUUUAAAAAUUCUUUAAAGAUGAGUACUGUUGGCAUCACAGAAAAUGUAAAGGGUGAUAACAAGAAGUUUGAGAUCUGGUAUAAUGGCCGAGAAGAGGUCUAUAUCAUUCAGGCAUCUUCCAUCGAGUUGAAAAACAUCUGGGUUUCUGAGAUUAGAAAAGUCCUGACAGGACAACUUGAAGCAUGCAGAGAAGCAAGCCAGCUACACCAAAGAAUCACAGAGAGCGUGUACCAUGCACCAAUGAAUUCCUCCAACUCAACCAGAUAUAGCAGGAAGUCGUCAACUGCGUAUGAAAAUAAAUCUGAGCCAACAAACCGGGAAACAUCUAACGACAGGAGCAGAAACUCCAGUCCCAGCACUAGAGAAAAAAGAGCUGAUGCUUCCACCAGCCUUAACCUUGAGUGCUCAGCUCUUGCUAGAAAGCGAUUCACAUUACAAGGUCUUUCCAACCGCAGAGCUCCACCUAAAGAUCCAGAAUCUAAAGAGAGAGACGUUACCCGUCGCUUUUCUCUUGCCUCCUCCAUCAGCACCACAGUCACCACAUCCGCUCUGACCAAAGGUCCCCUGGGUUCUGCAGUUAAAGUCAAGAGACAUGAAAUAAAGAGUGAUCCAACUCCCCUGGGGUUUGAAGACGCUUUUGAGAACGCCAUCUUAGCCCAGACUAAAUGUAAUGCCGGUUCCAUCACAAGACCAGUUCCCAGAUCUGCUUCACAGACAGGUUGGCCCAGCAGGCAGAUGCCCUCGCUAGACACCUUUGAGGAUUUUGAAGCCAUCCCAUCCAGCACGGAUGAACUCUCUAACUCUUCUGACAUGGAGGAAGAGGCCAAUCCUAACAAUGGGUCCAAUCUUUUACGGGUAGAAGGCAGUUAUGAAACCUGUUUCCCAGAGUCUCUCACUCUAGAAAAUGGAGAUUUAGUGCAUUUUGUACAGGAAGGAGAAAAUGGACAAUGGUUAGUAAAGAAGCUGGCUUCUGAGAAAAGCGAUUGGGUUCCUUCCAGUGUGUUACAGCCAGCAGAAGGCGAUAGCAACAGUAUCCUUAGGAAGAACAAUGCAGAAGUGUACAAUGAUACAUGCAGCACGACCCUGGCAGACACUGAAAUGAAAGAAAGUGAGCUGGCCAGAAGCUUAACGGCAGAACAGAGGGCUGGGAGUUGAACUGCAGGACAGGUUUUCCUCAGGACUCCUUCCUCUUCCUUAUUUGUUUUGAUGGAUGCUGGAUCAAGUCACCUUUCCCACAAGCUCUGAGCUUCAGACUUCAUUCCAACCUCAUUGACAGGAAAGCUGCUAGGUCCACGGCAUGAACUGAAAAACUGUAGAAGCAUUAAAAAUUCAAAUGGCAUCAAAAUCAUCUUCAGCAUUGAACAGAAACAAAUGCUUCUCGCAUUGUUUAUUGAACCAUUUGAUAGGAUGUGGCCUAAAUUAGGUCGACAGCAGAGUGGAAAGUUACUAUGCACUCACCUUGUGGCGACAUCGCUUGGACGUUGGGUUACUUCAGAAGAACAUGGUCACCAGUCACUGCUCCACCAUGGGAAUGUCUGGAGUUUUUCCGUUCAUUUGGCUCUGCUGCUGUGCCUUCCGCUGCCUCCCUUAAUUCCACUGUACAGAAAAUUAUAUGUUCAGUCAUUUCUAACUGAUCAGGAGCAGGAAACUGCAGGGUAGUGGUGGGGGAAAUACAAGUCCUGAAUCAAUGAAGCUUAGCACAGUGAUGGUGUGACUGCUUCCUCUCAGUGAAUGGCCUUCUGUUUACAAGAUCUUUGGAGGAGACAGAUUGGCAACUUUUGAAUAAGAGGUGGCGAUUCAGGGUUAAGCAGAAACCAAGAUGUGGCAACUAUUGUAACAUUUUGAAGUCUUUUUUGCAGUAUAAACAGAUCCUUUCCCCCAGUCUGUGGUUUUUGGAUCACAUCCCUCCACAUUUGGUGCUGAUAAUUCCGUUGAAUUUCAUUUAACAUUCUACAUUUGAGUAGACUGACUGCAUGCUGUACACUUCCUGUGUGUGCUGGACUCUGGAGUAGGUAUGGUUCAUCUCCAUAUGGUAUCAGACUCUACUUAGGCAUUUGCAAAUGGGCAGGUGGGCUUUAGAAGCACUGAGGAGUAGAUAAAGUGUUAUUGUUCAAUGCUUCUUUCCAGGAUAUUUUAUUAAAGACUGUACCAAAUCUCUGCAGCAUAAGGAUAUAAUGUAGAUCUGUAAAAUUCCUACAGAAACCAUUAGCUCUUUCAGAGCAGGUCCGACGGCAUUUGCAUGGAGGCAUUUUGAUGCAAAAUGGGAGUUUUAGAUCCCAAAAGCUGCUAGAACCUUAACUUUUGCAACUGUAAAUAUUGACCUAGGACUGUGAAAACAGAAAAAGCCUGGCCUGGAAGAAAUUACACUAGAGAGCUCAAAAGUCACUGAUUGAUUUUUGACUAAACAAGACCCUUUUUGUACCAUGAUUAGUGAUGCUCCAUGUCAAUUAAAGGCUAUCAUAGUUCUCAAAAGGGAGAAAAGGCUAAAGCGAAAGCAAAGUACUCAUUAUGAAUUGAUAACUCAGUGGUUUGAGCACUGG
Molecule: messenger RNA, 5509 nt
Organism: Chelonoidis abingdonii (Abingdon island giant tortoise)
Lineage: Eukaryota; Metazoa; Chordata; Testudines; Testudinidae
Gene: MCF2L2
Product: MCF.2 cell line derived transforming sequence-like 2
Biological process (GO): intracellular signal transduction
Cellular component (GO): cytoplasm
Molecular function (GO): protein binding; guanyl-nucleotide exchange factor activity
Source: RefSeq, a predicted model, not a curated record